GAGAAGUCCGAAUUUGAGGCCAGUAAAGCAAAACGGAUUUUAUUGUAAAUGGCACAUCUACCAAAUCAUUGCAUGGAUAUUGAUACUGCUCACUAUAGUGUUAUUCAUCACUUUCUUGGCACCCUCAAUGGACACUCCUGUGACGAUAAUCGCAAGUGUAAUUAUCGGAAUACUGAAUGUGAUUAUAAUAAUAAGUAAGAUAGUGACAACAGCGAUUAUUCCUACGGAUAAAACAGUUUUUCAUACUCAGAAAAUACUCAAAAAGGAUCAGAAUUACCUUCCUAAAAAUGAUGAAAAGUUCUGAAUGUACUGACAAUCUUUUUCAAAGAAGGAAUCAAAGCAUUGUGGCCAGUGCAACCGAUGAGUUGAUGAUUUCGAUCAUCACUGUAAAUGGUUGAACAACUGCAUAGGAGCAAGGAACUAUAGAUGGUUUAUAACUCUAGUAAUAAACACAUUCCUCUCAAGCGUAACUGUGUUUAUUUUCUGAGUGAUUUACUUCAUAGCCUAUCACAGAAACAAACUCGAAAAUGGGAGGGACACCUCAACUUACAUCGGAAUUUGUCUAUUAUCUGUCCUAAACAUUGGUAAACUCCUUUUCUGAACCCACCUAUUGUGUUUCCAGCUCUACAUAAAGUCCAAAGGUCUAACAACUUACAAAUAUGUGUUAAAAAAGAGGCAGAAGAAAAUGAAAUAAGGUAGAAGCCAGAACAGAAGAGCUGAAAAUGCUGUACGAUGAAGUCAUGAACGAGUCAAGGAGCCAAGGCAGAAUCAGUAUCGCUUCCAAAGUCAUUGACGAUAUUUUCACAGAGAGUAAAGGGUCGAUUUGCAAGCUGAAAAACCAAAUUUUGGGAAAAUCUUGUCAGAGACUGAAUACUGAGGAGAAAUAGGGAAGUUCAUAACCUUAUUUCAAAGGCUGAGUUACGAAUGAAGAAUCGACAGAGCCAGAUGUACAAGAUUCGUCAGAGCAAAUUUCUCCAUCUCUAUAAAAAUGAUACAAAUUUUGAGGAACCUGAAGAAUCUAAAAUUUUCAACUUGAAUAUCAAGAAGUUGAAAUAAUGAAAGUAAUGGAUUUAGUAAUACCCCAGAUACAAAUAAAGUAUUUCCAGAGUGUCGUACCGAACACGAUUAUAAUUGUAAGCAAUUGUCGAUGGUAUCCAGCAACUCUGGGAGCAAUGAAAUGUCCUCAGGACCCAUAUUAACCAAGAAACUUAAGAAUCUAAGACAAUUGAAUACACAAUCUGGAAAUAAAGAGUCUCCUCUCAAAAUUAAGAAGCAUUCGAAAUCUAGUUUUGAUCGUAAAAAAGAAAUUAAUAAUAAAGGUGGACUUCAUCCUAGUAAGUUCCAGUUACGCAAAUUUCAUCCUGAAGAGAACGUGACUGAUAAGACUAUCACAAAUUAGUGGA
Molecule: messenger RNA, 1403 nt
Organism: Moneuplotes crassus
Lineage: Eukaryota; Ciliophora; Spirotrichea; Euplotida; Euplotidae
Source: the annotation of a GenBank genome assembly